CGUGAGGAGACUAGUCCGAUAGAGCCCUCAUCUAUCUUACAGUGCCAGUCCGGCUGUUCCAGCGACCACACCUGGAGGGAAAAAGAAAAAGACGGAGACAGGGCAGAGAAUGAUAAACGAACAGUAGUGACUGAGAACUUCUCUCGUGCACACCCUGUCAUUUCAAAAACUUCAUUUUAAAUUUAAGAAUCAGAAAACAUGAAAGACUGGCACUGGAUAUCCACUCAAAGAGUGAUCUGCCCUUCACCAGACUACACAUCCUUUAAGAUGUCCCAGUCCACCUUAACAGAAGAAGGAGGCAACUAUGAGCACCUGUGGAGCUCCCUAGAACCAGACAGCACCUACUUCGAGCUCCCUCCAAACAGCCAGCGAGGUGAACAUGCAGUGCCCUCCACGAGUACGCCAGGGAAUCACAGAAACAGUGCAGAGGUCUCCAUGGAUGUCUUUCACAUGAGAGACAUGAAUGACAACGUAAUGUCCCAGUACAACUUGCUGAGCAGCAGCAUGGAGAGCCUGGGGAGCCGUGCAACGUCCGCCAGCCCCUACAGCUCUGAGAACACCUCUUCGUCGGCCGUGCCCACCCCUUCGCCUUACUCCCAGCCCAACUCCACCUUUGAGGGCCUGUCUCCCACGCCGGCCAUCCCCUCCAACACUGACUACCCCGGGCCACAUGCCUUCCAGGUGUCCUUCCAGCAAUCCAGCACCGCCAAGUCCGCCACAUGGACAUACUCUCCCUUGCUGAAGAAGCUUUACUGCCAGAUUGCCAAAACGUGUCCGAUCCAGAUCAAGCUGUCCUCGUCUCCGCCCCAUGGCAGCAUCAUCAGAGCCAUGCCCAUCUACAAAAAGGCAGAGCACGUCACAGAGGUGGUCAAACGGUGCCCCAACCAUGAACUUGGACGAGACUUUAAUGAUGGUCAAGUAGCUCCAGCCAGUCACCUGAUCAGAGUGGAGGGAAACAACCUCUGUCAGUAUGUGGAUGACCCUGUCACUGGGAGGCAAAGUGUCUUUGUGCCCUACGAGGCCCCACAGGUUGGGACAGAGUUCACCACCAUCCUCUAUAAUUUUAUGUGCAACAGCAGCUGUGUGGGUGGCAUGAACAGACGCCCCAUCCUCAUCAUCAUCACGCUGGAAACCAGAGACGGCCAAGUCCUGGGCAGAAGAUCCUUUGAGGGUCGGAUCUGUGCGUGUCCUGGACGAGACCGCAAAGCUGACGAAGACCACUUCAGGGAGCAACAGGCUCUGAAUGAAAGUGUGUCCAAAAACGGCAGUGCCAGCAAACGCAGCUUCAAACAGAGUCCGCCAAACAUUUCCAGUCCAAAUAUUAAUAUAAGGAAGAGGCGACAUGGAGAAGAAGAAAUUUACUAUAUUCCGGUUCGUGGUCGGGAGAACUUUGAGCUGCUGAUGAAGAUCAAAGACAGCUUGGAGCUGGUGGAGUUGGUCCCCCAGCCUCUGGUGGAUUCUUAUAGACAACAAACACAACAGCAGCUGCUGCAGAGACCGAGCCACAUAUCAUCCCCCUCUUCUUAUUCUCCACUGUCCAACAUGAACAAGAUGCAUUCACAUGGUGGCCUCAGCAAACCCCAGUCAGUCAACCAGAUGAUGGGGCAGCAUCCUCAGCAGCAUCCCAACGCCAACACCUCCCUCGCUCAUAUGGGUCCAAACAUGCUCAACAGCAACCACAUGCAGGGCAACAGUGACAUGAACAGUGGCCACAGCAGUCAGAAUUUAGUGUCUGCUUCCCACUGCAGCUCACCACCUUAUAACCCUGACCCCAGCCUUGUCAGUUUUCUCACCAGUCUGGGCUGUCAGAACUUCAUUGAGUACUUCGCAUCACAAGGCCUCCAGUCUGUGUACCAUCUUCAGUCUCUCUCCAUGGAGGAUUUAGGUGCACUGAAGAUACCGGAGCAGUCUCGCCUCGCCAUCUGGCGAGGUCUGCAGGACAUGAAACAAGUUGCCCCCCUCCAGCUUCCCAACUCCAGUCAUCACCAUGAAUAUCAUGGUCAGCAGCUGCUCCGCUCUAGCAACAUGGCCACCUCUGCAAUGGCAGCCAUUGGGGCUGCAGGUGGGGAACUGCAGCGUCAGCGGGUGAUGGAGGCUGUGCACUUCCGGGUCCGCCACACCAUCACCAUCCCCAACAGGUCUGCAGUGGUCGGGCCUCCAGGGAUGGCAGCAGCUGCUGAUGAGUGGGCUGACUUUGGGUUUGACAUGCCCGACUGCAAAAUGUCUCACAGCAAGCAUUCCAUCAAGGAGGAGUUCAUGGAGAGUGAUGUGCACUGAGAGCAAAAACAACACUCUGGCUGAAUUUUUUUUAUCCAGUUCCUGGUUUCACUUGGUCUUUCAGGGUGUUUUAGGUCUUGUCUGCAGAAUUAUUUUCCAGAAAAUUGAUUAUUAACUCGCGGUACUUUCAAUGAGCAUGCUUUUUCCUGUUCUGUCUGGAUGUUUUGCUUUAAUAUUUGUUUCAUCUGCAGGAAAGAGCAUGAAUUAUAAAACAUGCUGUCACAAGUCAAUCCAAGGUGAAAUCAUCACACAGAAAAAAAUAUCAUUGCACAAUAUUUCAGGGGGAAAUCUAGAUGUAUGGAUACUCUGAAAUUAGAUGUUAACAAGAUAUUAUUCCCAUGUUUACAUGUUAAAGUGGCAUGUGACUGCCAGCAGCGUGCUAGUUUCAGUUUUUUUAAAACAUGUUCUCAGUUAAUUUAUUUAUUUUCCUUUUAGGUUUUGUUUACUUGUAAAAAUGUACAUACUGGAUCUUGUAAAUGUUUCGGACUGGAUGUGUUUGAUAAUUAGAAUUUAGAAUUUUAAAAAUGCAUAAUCUGUUUGAACCUUAGAAUCAAACAGGAAACCUUCAGAGUAGCGGCAAAGAAAGCCAGAAACAUUUGCAUUAAUUAUGUUCAUGUGAGGACUACUUCAUUGCUAAACUCAUUUACAUGACAACAUCAGUAAGUAUGUGUGAUCAAACAUUUGGUAUUACUUCAGUUUUCAUGUUUUAGGAAAAUGGUAUUGUGUCGUGUACAGUAACACAUCCAACAGCACAGAAACAACACAGUAUUGUUCUGUAACCACGGGGUUUUGUUUCAGUUUUGUCAAUGACGGUUUAAGAAUCCCUGUUUGUCAGACCUUGCAGGGCAAGGUCCUGUUUGCUGAUAACCGCUAUAGUGCUGUGCAGAAGUCCUAGACUGUCUCACGUUUCUUUAAAUCUGCUUCCAAAGAGGCAUGCUUUCUUUUAAACGUUUAAAUGGGUUUAAAGAAUGUGCUUCUGGGCUUUCUGAAGAUUUUUUAAGUGUUUCUUUGACAAUCAGCUGCUUUUUAAAUAACUGAUUUCAGUUCCAUUCUAAAAAGAAUGUUUUAUUUUCUAGAUGUAUGUCAUCCUCUUUAUGUUGACUAGUUUUUCUAAUACAAAACGUAACCUUGGCCAUCCAUUUUAGACACAGUUUUAUUUUAAUAGCAUAAUUUUUUGUACUCUUUGAGAAAAUACAACAAUUUAUUCCCUGCUUUCCAGUUUUGAAGACUUUUUUUUUGUUCUUUGUUUAUUUGAUUUACACCGUGCUGAGAUGUGGCAAAAUCUUAAUAACUUUCAUUGCAAAACAACGUUUUCCCCUCGUUACUUUUAUACCUCUAAUUAAAGAGUUUCACAUACAAUAAUGUGUUACAAGAGGCAACCUUAAUUAGUUAUUUGUCAAUGAGUAGACUCACCACUGGAAUUCAAGCAUUUUUAUGUCUAGAUGAUCUAUAGUGGCUUCAAAAACAUAUUUUAGAAAUGGUUACAUAACAAAACUGCAAAAAAAGAUAGAAAAAUAUAGGAAUUUGUAUUAAAAGGAAAAUAAGACUUUAAUUACUACAUGAAAACCUGGAGAGCUAUUACAGCAGCAGACAACUUUAAAACACCUCAGAAACUGCCAGGCCUUGGAAGAAAGUUUCAAAUAAAGAAAUUAACAAAUCAGAUGUAUCCCCAUUUUGCACAGUAGUUUAUCAGUGUCCAGUAUCUUCUUUAUAUUUGUUUUUAGUAUGUAAUGCCAAUCUUCUUGUUUUAAUUUUAAAACUAGCAGAUUUAAAUGUUCUAGCAUGUUGUCAUAAUAAAAAUAAUCUUAACAGCAAUUUUCUAGGAAUUGAACAUAGAGAAACAAACUUCCACCCACUAACCAACAACUGGUCAACAAGCACUUUAAUGCUUUACAGGUGAUUAAAUCUGGAUUAUCAGUAUUAGGCAUUUGUAUGUACAUAGAAACAGUGCUUUUUAGUAGACUGAGCAUUUUUCUUUUGUACCUUCAAUUUUGUAGAGAAGUUUGUGUAUGUAUUGUUGUCAUCAAUGUAAUUUCUGAGUACAGUGUUUUGCUUUAAAUCAUGGAUAUGUGCUCUCUUUAAUGUCUCUGUUGAUCAAACCAAUAAAGAGUUUUUACUCAAC
Messenger RNA from Nothobranchius furzeri (turquoise killifish), 4399 nucleotides. It is a transcript of the gene tp73, whose product is annotated as tumor protein p73. Gene Ontology annotation, cellular component: nucleus. Gene Ontology annotation, biological process: regulation of transcription by RNA polymerase II; protein tetramerization; apoptotic process. NCBI's taxonomy places the organism in Eukaryota, Metazoa, Chordata, Actinopteri, Cyprinodontiformes, Nothobranchiidae. The record is from RefSeq and is a predicted model, not a curated record. Gene Ontology annotation, molecular function: protein binding; DNA-binding transcription factor activity, RNA polymerase II-specific; RNA polymerase II cis-regulatory region sequence-specific DNA binding.